Molecule: messenger RNA, 2436 nt
Organism: Bipolaris oryzae ATCC 44560
Lineage: Eukaryota; Fungi; Ascomycota; Dothideomycetes; Pleosporales; Pleosporaceae
Exons: 1
Coding region: 1-2436 (811 amino acids)
Source: RefSeq, a predicted model, not a curated record
AUGUCUCAACCACAGAAGAGUCCCAUGCACUGGUCCGCCUUUCCCGACGUCCCAAUAUACCUCGACACCGGGAACAAUGGACAGAACAUGGGAAGAACAUAUGGAACUACACCAACAACACCAACAACACCAGAGGUCAUCCCACAAAACCGACCAACAUUCUUGAGUCCUGCACAUACAAAUGCAGUUCCAGUCAGCCCUGUCGAACCGAGCCCAACCACCACUAUCGAAACUUCAAGUCAUCGCUCAAUGGUCUGGCCAAUCCCUGAGCCUCCACCAGAAGUUGUUCAACAAAACCAGACAAGACGCCCACUUCUACGAUUCUUUCCCACCGACCGUCCAAGACUUCGGCUUGAAGGGCUUGGUGCUAACGCACCAAUGCAAUAUGAUCCUGAGAGGGCCGAUAGCAAGCACUCAAGCAUACCCAACAACGGACUUGGUAUCCACAAUGGCCCACCCAAUGCACCUCAUAUAUACAUCCAGCCUCCACCCAUUGAGAGCGAGAAGUCUGAACCAGCUACGAAUAUCGCACAACGUAUCGAAGAAAAGCUGUGGCGAUGGAAUUCAUCUGGCAAUGUCGUGGAAAGAUGGAUGCUGGAGAUCAUUAGCUGGCUCAUCAGUGCUAUAUGCAUGGGAGCUAUCAUCGCCGUCCUCAUCGUACUCAGGGAUCAACCCGCGAAUAAAUGGCCAUUUGAUAACAUCGGCUUUACUCUAAACGCUUUUGUUUCCAUUCUCUCUCGAAUCGCGGGUGCCGCGCUUCUUCUACCAGUUGCGGAAGCCCUGGGCCAGUUGAAGUGGAGCUGGUUCAUCAAGGGUGAUUCGAAGAAGAUGUGGGACUUUGAGAUGUUUGACAAUGCAUCAAGAGGUCCAUGGGGUGCAUUUCUGCUCCUUAUACACACUCGUGGGAAGACUAUUGCCGCCCUCGGAGCCCUUGUAACAAUAUUUUGUCUUGCUCUGGACCCUUUCUUCCAACAAGUCGUUAGCUUUCCCGAGCGUUGGACGUUGCAGAAUGCAACUAGCUCUAUACCAAGAGUCAUUCGAUAUGAACCUCACUAUCCUGCGGAUUUCAUAAACGGCGAAGUGUCCGUUCAAUCCGACCAAGAUAUCAUGGCGGUUGCGGAUACAUUUUUUCUUGGUAAAGGCACCCAAUCAAUACCGUAUGGAAACGGUAGCCGCCCCGAAAUUCCACUGACAUGUCCAACGAGUAAAUGUACAUGGCCCUCGUACGAAACUCUUGGAAUGUGUAGCCAAUGCGUCGAUGUAUCACAACUCCUGACGUUUACAUGCAUGUUCACGCAAGUUGAUUGGACAUCCGAGCUCAAUGCGAAUGUUUCAUCGUAUCCUAACACGACUGUGUGUGGCCACUUCCUCAACGCUACAUCUGAACGACCAGUACUGAUGUCUGGGUACAUGGUUGACGACAAAGGCGAGCCUGUCGGGGAAACUCUAUUGUCGCGCACCCUGCCACUUGUGACGAACCCGGAACGACAGUUACUCUGGGGUGGAUCAAUCAACUUCAAGGACAUCCGGAAUCCCAUUGCAGACGCUCUGAUCUCCAGUUCGGUUGAUCGGGCUGAGGUCUACUCGAACCAUACCCCAGCACUUCACGAGUGUGUUGUGUCAUGGUGUGUAAAAUCCAUCGAAUCAUCAUACUUAUCGGGAAUAUAUCAUGAAAAUGUUGCGACAUCCUUCUACAAUAACACUAAUGAAGGUUCUGCAUGGAAUAGUACGUUCGAUCCAAGCGACGGUGGUUAUUGGAUUGAUUAUCUUGAGAAUGUAACCAUUUCCACAACAUCUACCAACUCGAAUACCACCGAGUACGACUGGGGUGUCAGCUCAGAAACAAUGAUCUUCACUGUUGAGGUUUUCGAUCGCAUUUUUCCUGCAUUCACGACUGCGGCAGAUGAUAAAAGUGCUCCUUUACUGAGGUGGAGGACUGGAUCUUUUGAGGAUGUUCGAACUAGGGCACCUGAUUUCAACCCGUGGCUGUCUCCCAACAAUAUCACGCGUCACAUGAAACGAAUGACGGAUUCGAUAACCAAUGUUAUUCGGUCUUCGUCGAGCAAUGAAAUGAUCCAUGGCGAGGCAUUUGAAAGAGAUGUAUAUGUUUCAGUCCGUUGGGCAUGGCUAUCUCUUCCGGUCGGAUUACUGCUUGUCAGUUUUAUUUUCUUGCUAGCAACGGUAGUCAAAUCUGCAUCAGAGACGGACCAAGUGGGCGUUAGGAAAAACUCUGCUAUUGCGGCACUACUAUAUGGCCUUCCCGAUCACUACCAAAAACGCCUCGCGAAGCCCGACCCCAAGAUGACUCCAAGAGCUAAGGCUAAAGAUUUGAAAGUAAAAUUAUCCCCAACUACAGGAUGGAGAGUUUCUGGCAACGUAUUCACCCCAGUAACUCCAACCAUCCCGAGGAACCUACCACCGCCAGGGUGGAUCUGA